Messenger RNA from Betta splendens (Siamese fighting fish), 4745 nucleotides. It is a transcript of the gene srek1, whose product is annotated as splicing regulatory glutamine/lysine-rich protein 1. Gene Ontology annotation, cellular component: nucleoplasm. The coding region runs from base 1563 to 2723 and encodes 386 amino acids. NCBI's taxonomy places the organism in Eukaryota, Metazoa, Chordata, Actinopteri, Anabantiformes, Osphronemidae. Gene Ontology annotation, molecular function: RNA binding. The record is from RefSeq and is a predicted model, not a curated record. The transcript is spliced from 10 exons.
CAGAGGCACCGCAAUCAACUGACUUGCUGCCGACUCUCCUCUGUAUCCGCUCGUCUAAUGUUCUGGUGGAACCGUAGGAUUUCUUUUCCCGUUUUAUCGGCAUGUUGCGCCACUGGCCUGUGCAGAUUUGAUCCAUUUCUGGCCGCUAGUAUUCGAGCCAGCUGACCGGUGGCGUCACCCCACUGAGUCUAGCAUAGACUUAGACGUGCCUAAAAGCCUCCAAGGUUCUCAGUUUGCUGUCACACGGUGGAUUCUGCAGAUAGAAUGUGCAAUAUUCAUCUUAUGUUACUGUAAACACUGGAUUUUCCGUGCACGUGCAUUAAAUGUAAACUAGCAUAAAUCCUCGCCUUUGGUGCCCCGUGUCUUUAAACCUCCCUUCUCUCUGGUCGUGUUCCCUUGUGUACAGACAAAAAAAAAACAUUGUUGUCACACCUAACUUGAUGCUUUGUGUCCACGUGACUUGGUGCGGGAUGGCUACUGAGUUUAUUAAUUUGGUUUUGUAUGUUUUUUCUGUGUGAUUAUGUGUGCAUAUCAGAUGACUAGACUGGCCCAGCUGUUACACUACACUAGCCUGAGUCAGGCAUUGUUUUCCAAGCCACUAUCCCCGAUCGGGCCAACGCAGCCUUCAAGGGGGAAUGUGACCCGGAGAAUAGCCCGCUGAUCCUUCCAAGAUGGACAUCUUGUCUCUUUUUAUUUAUUUAUUUAUUUUUGCUUUGGUUUGUUUACUUACAUACUUUCCCAUGUUGUCCACUCUCUACUGUCUCUAUCUAGAAACUACAGUAUUGCUAUUCUCUAGCGUUGUGUUUAUAUUUGUUAUUUUGGUUUGUUGUUUUGAUUAUUGUCCCACCCCCACCCCCCUCUCUCUUUCUGCUACAGCUGCAGGUUGUGUGUGAUUGAAUUCUGUCCAGGUUGCUACAGCAUACCGGUGGGAUGUGUAUCACACACGGGGGAUGCUAGGAGGAUCACUAACACUUUACUCUGUUGUCUUUACUCCUCUCCUCAUAACGAGGGGCUUGACCUUUCAAAAGUGAGACCUAGUAAAGACAUUUUUACACCAUUUGAUCAUAGAAUCUAUUUGCACUUUUGAUUUGCAGUGACUUAGGUGUUUUCCCUCACAUAAGUACAGUACAGCUCAGAUAUUUAGUAAUUAGGCACAUGAUCUUGUUCUUUUAACCUAAAAUACGUGACACAUGCAUUAAUGUUGUGCGUCGCUUGUUGAAAAAGCUUUCCUAGGGAAGGUUCAGGAAAUGUGUCGUGUUAGAUUAGUUGUAAUUCAUGUUCUGUGCAUCCAGGUAUAAUGCAUCUAUAGUCAUAUUUUAUAUUAGUCAUAGCUCUGUUUCAUCAGUUAAUCCCGGAAAAAGCAAAAUUCCUGAUUGGUUGUUUUUUUUCUAUAGAUAAGACUUGGCUAACAUUUCUUGCAGCUCUAAAAAAUGUUGUUCUUUUCUGUAUCUGAUGUUCUGUGUGCUAUUAGUGAUGCAGCCAUUGGGGUUGUCUUGUGUUGCACAUCUUUCCAACACUUCGAAACGAUCGCCCCACGGAAAAGCGCCCGUGCUUGAUAUCGUAUGGUUCAUGACCAAUAUGUUUCCAGUACAGGGAAAAUCCCUGAAGAAGCCAAGGCCUUGUCACUGUUGGCGCCUGCCACUCCAGUGCCCAGUCUGAUUCCUGGCGGGGGACUGCUUCCAAUUCCUACUCCGACUUCACUUCAGACUCUGAACCUCCCCUUAGUGAAUCUGAUUCCAUCAAGCCUCGAGGCCACAUCGUCGGCGCUCUCCCAGCCACCUCUAAUUGGCAAUGUGGAUCCCUCAAAAAUUGAUGAAAUCCGUAGAACUGUCUAUGUUGGCAACCUCAACUCACAGACCACCACAGCAGAGCAGCUGCUAGAGUUCUUCAGGCAGGUGGGGGACGUCAAGUUUGUGCGAAUGGCUGGAGAUGAGACGCAGCCAACACGCUUCGCCUUCGUAGAGUUUGUUGAGCAGGACUCAGUUGCCAGAGCUCUGACCUUCAAUGGAGUCAUGUUUGGAGAUAGACCCUUGAAGGUUAAUCAUUCCAAUAAUGCCAUAGUAAAACCCCCAGAAAUGACACCGCAGGCUGCUGCUAAGGAGCUAGAAAGUGUAAUGAAGAGGGUGAGGGAGGCUCAGUCUACUAUUGCUGCUGCAAUAGAACCAGCACCAAAGGACCAUUCCUUCAGUCGAGUUAGAAGAUCACGGCGGUCUCACUCCCCCCCCUUACACUCGCGAGUGCGUCAGAAAAGGUCCCAGUUCAAACCAAAACCAUCACAGAGGCUGUGGACAGAGUCCCACGGUUCUCGAGGCAGCCACAGGAGGCGCUCUCGCUCCAGAGACAGGAGACACAGUCGCAGUCGCUCAAGGGGCCGCAGAAGGAAGAGUAAGGAUCGCUCCAGGAGCCCUCGUAGGAAAGUGAGAUCACCUUCUCCAAAGAGAGGUAAAAAAGACAAGAGGCGGGAACGUAGCAGGGACAGAAAAGAGCGCUCCACAUCCAGGAAGAGAAGUCGGAAAGGCGAGGACAAGCAAAGGAGCAAAGCCAAAGCAGUGAAGAUGGAACCAGACUAUGAGAAAGCAGCAGAGAUGGACUAUGACAGCGACAGAGAAGGCUCGGUGACUCCCAGUGAGGACAUGACGUUAUCACCCUUUGUCCAGCAUAACGGCAACUACAAGACUCACAUGGAUGAGGACACAUCAGUGGGUCCAGGCUUGACCAAGUGACUGUUAAAUCUAUAUGGAAACUAUCCCGUUCAUUAAAUUAUCUCGGUGCUUGUCGCACACAUAGACAUUCACCCCGGUUUCUUUUUCUAGUUUACUCCUUGAGUAUACUAGCAUAACACAUUUCCAUCUACCAUUUAAAUGGCAGCCAAGCACUCAGCAUAUCAAACAUUACUGUAUAAUGGUCACAGGUAAGUUAAGGAAGUAAAACACACUAGCUGGAGAGUCUGUGGAAGUAUAGGGUGCAAAAAACCAUAUAUGAUAUCGAGAUAAGAUAUAUAUAUAUAUGAACAAAGAAUGAAACUAAACCGGCACCAAGAUUAGCUUUAAACACAUGAGGUGUUGGCAGCAUUCAACUAAACUAAAAUUAGGAGCCGAUUAAAAACUAUUGGGUUCUGCUUAAAAGUGACGUGAGUUCAGUUUCUGUGGUAAAUGAAUGAGUAAGGAGCACAUUUAGACUUCAGGAAUGUUCUUUUUUUACUUCCUGUCCUGUUUUACUUUCAAUAAUAGUUUAAUACUGCCUGUUGCUUCAGUAUUUAUUGGAUUAUAAUCGAAUAUACUCCAGAAUGUGGUAAACAGUCAUUUUAUUAACCAGCCGAAAUAAUCCUUAACUAGGAAAAUGUUACAUUUCGGAUGCAAAUAGAUUUUUAUGAUGCAUUGUGAAGUAAAAAAAUAACCUUGUGACUGAACGUUUGAGCUCUGAUGUUCAGGCUGAGGUGCAACCUCCCACAUUUUGCAUAAUUACCCAGUCAAUCGUGGUUAAAAUAUGUAUUUUCUAAAAGUCGAAAGAACUGGAGGAAAUGAAAUCAUUAAAGAACAAGCUGAAAUGCUCAUUUGACCUUUGUGUGGUGUUGAAGGAAGUAGUAGCUGCUAGAUCUGUGAAGUGUCCUUUAUUUCCUCUUUUUUUAUGCCUCGUUUCCUGCCGUGUCCUGCAAACUUGUACAUUGCUGAGUUUUGACACUGUGCUGUAAUUACGAAAAUGCUGACUCACAUUUUUUAGUUGCAAAAAUAUCAUGAUGCAUUUCUUCUUUGGUAAACAUGAAUAUGUUGUUUUAUUUGCUCUUUUUGGUUUGUGAUUGUUCAUGUACCUGUUUUUUUUAAUAUUCUUUCUAAUAGUCGCACAAUUGCCAGAUCAUCUCCUUUGCUUGUUGUCGUAAUGAUGUUACUGAGGAAGUAUUUACAGAUUUAUAGAUACUAAACAGGCUGAUACUGUAAAAUGAGAGCGCUGUAGAGGUGCGUGUUUGACUAGUGGCUCAUGAUUCUCAGAUAAGAGUGAUGCUGAACUUCACAGAUUCUUGUCUAGACAUAAAACAGCUUGAAAGCACAGAGGGCUCAAAAAGUGCCUAGACUUAGAUUGUACAGAAUAUUCUAAUACAAUAUGGAGAUUUAUCGACAGUUUAACAUGAAUUUAAUAUUGGUGUGUACUGUAGCUGAAACUGAGAUGAUAUAUUAAAGUAUUGAUGGCUUUAGAUAUUAAUAACAAUCUACUAAACAUUCAUGGGACUUGUGGAUUUUCUCAUGUUAACAUUGUUGGUGUCAGAGAAGCCAAUGUCAGUGUGUCAAGAUAUCAAACGUUUGCUUUCUGUGAAUGUUUGUUCCAGCUUUGCAUUUGAAGGCGAUUUAAAAACCAUCAUUGCCAAAACAUCCCCUUUUACACAACACAUGUUGGUGCAGCUUCUUCUCUCUGUUUUUUUUUUUUUGUUUUGUUUUUUUGUUGUUCUUGCGUGCAGUGUUUUGUUUCAAAGCGGUGAACUCACCAUGUUUAGUAAAAAAUAAUUUUCUGGUAAUUCCUUGUGUGGAUUUGACUGUUUAUACUGUAUCUACGUCAUGCUGAGGCGGUUUAAAUGUGUGUGAUCCUGCUCGUGGGACAUCUCAACACUGGACCUGAUCAGCCGUCAAACACAACAUGAUUGUUUAUUUACACUUGUUUUUUAGUUUGCUUUAAUAAUUCAUACGGUUUAAAAAACUCUUAAGCAGCAAAUCAGUGAAAGGCCUUGGAAGGGAAUAAAAGUUCAAUUUGCCAUC